Molecule: messenger RNA, 1014 nt
Organism: Aspergillus calidoustus
Lineage: Eukaryota; Fungi; Ascomycota; Eurotiomycetes; Eurotiales; Aspergillaceae
Source: the annotation of a GenBank genome assembly
AUGCCAUAUUCUCGUUGUGGUAUGCCUGACCCUGAGACUAUCCCCCGGCGCACGAUGUGUCGUGUCGUCAUUAGAGGCAGUAGCCUGGCCAUCACCAAGACGGUCAUGAAAAGGGAAUCGGAAGUGUAUUCGGACGAGGACAGGAACUGGCUACUCGCUGGCGAAACUCUUUGUUGCGCUGCGGAUUUGGCGAGCGACGAUGUCUUUCGGUACCUCCUCUCCUUCGAAGAUGCCGAGAUCCACCACGUGCCCUGGAAGUCUGGACAGCCCCCAGAGCCGACCGUGCUGCGCGCUGCAAUCAGCUCGAACAAGGUCGGGCACGUGCGAGCUAUCCUCGACCAUCCACGCUUUGACGCAGUGCGCAUCUUCUCCCCGGACACACCCAAACGUUCACCCCUCCAUUACCCAACGCACCCAGAUGGCCUCGACCCAGCUAUCAUGGAAGCGCUCCUGGCGCACCCGGCCUUUGAUGUAAAUGUACAAGACGAGUUCGGACGAACCCCUUUGCACCACGCCGCCUUAACCGGCCAGAUCGAAUUGGUGAAGCUCCUCCUUGCGCACCCCGGGGUCGACAUUAAGCGGGUCGAUGCACAGGGGAAAACGCCGCUCUGUGAGGCCGCGGAGAGGGGUCAUGUAGCUGUCGCAAGGGUAUUCCUUGAGAUGCCGGGACCAGUAGCUUGGGAUGCGACACCAAUCGAUAAGUCACCGCUAGCGUUUGCUGUAUCUGGGGCAAAGGUCGAUAUGGUGCGGGUGUUGCUCGAGCCGCAAUAUCGGAUUCCGCGGGACGUGGUACUUCUUGAGAAGGGCAAGGCUGAGAAAAUCAUCACACAAAACAAGGCUGACUUGGCGGAGUGGCAGAGAGGGGUGUGGGACGAGAAGGCGGAUUGGUGGUUUGGGAAUGAGGCGUUUCGGGAGGUGUUCCUGGAGAAUGUUGAGCUUGGGGUUGUUCUCCUGCAUGAGAUGAUAAGCAGUAUGUCGAUGAGACUGGAGGAGGAGAAGGAAAACGAGCAAUGA